AUGCCGUCCGCCUCCAGCGCCGUCCCACCCGCCGCGGCGCCGGGAGACGAGUCCCAAUCCCAGAAGGUCCUCCUCGGCAGGUACGAGCUGGGCGGGCUCCUCGGCCGCGGGGCGUCCGCCAAGGACCUCGCGCGGCAUUACUUCCGCCAGCUCGUGUCCGCCGUCCGCUACUGCCACUCCCGCGGCGUCUACCACCGCGACAUCAAGCCGGAGAAUUUGCUGCUCGACGGCGACGGCGACCUCAAGGUCGCCGACUUCGGCCUCGGCGCCGUCGCGGACGAGAGCCUCCACCACACCCUCUGCGGCACCCCGGCCUACGUCGCGCCGGAGAUUCUCUCGAAGCAGGGGUACCACCCGGCCAAGGUCGACAUCUGGUCCUGCGGCGUGGUGCUCUUCGUCCUCGCCGCCGGCUACCUCCCCUUCAACGACGCCAGCCUCAUCAACAUGUACCGCAAGAUCUACGCCGGCCGGUUCCGGUGCCCGUACUGGUUCUCGCCGGCGCUGCGCCACCUGCUGCGCCGCAUCCUCGACCCCAACCCGGCCACGCGCAUCGACACGGACGGCAUCCUGGAGCACCCCUGGUUCCGCCACGGCGCGAGCGGCGACGGCGAGCUGGAGAAUCUGAUGCGCGGCCACGAGGAGGAGGCGUGGUUCAAGACGGAGUUCAAGGAGGACAUGGCCCGCGACAUGACCGCGUUCGACAUCCUGGCCUUCUCGCCCGGCUCGGACCUCUCCGGGCUGUUCGUCGCCGGGCCGGGCACGGAGCGGGUGUUCGUGGGCGAGCCCGCCGCGGCCGUGCUGGCCCGGGUCGAGGACGCCGGGAAGAAACAGGGCUACGGCGUGAGGAGGGAAGGGAAGGGCCGCGCCGGGCCGGUGUACGUGGAGGCUGAGGCCGGCGGCAUUGUCGCCAAGGUGACCGUGUUCCGGAUCGCCGACGCGGUGUCGGUGGUGGAGGUCGUCAAGGGCCACGGCGCGGAGGCCGCGGCGUUCUGGAGCGACUGGCUCGAGCCGGCCGUGAAGCCUCAGGCAGUGUGA
This is a messenger RNA of Triticum turgidum subsp. durum (durum wheat), 1035 nucleotides long. NCBI's taxonomy places the organism in Eukaryota, Viridiplantae, Streptophyta, Magnoliopsida, Poales, Poaceae. The record is from the annotation of a GenBank genome assembly.